Messenger RNA from Punica granatum (pomegranate), 502 nucleotides. The record is from RefSeq and is a predicted model, not a curated record. NCBI's taxonomy places the organism in Eukaryota, Viridiplantae, Streptophyta, Magnoliopsida, Myrtales, Lythraceae.
UAAACGGUGCCGUUUGGGUCUUCGCUACCCACCGAGAGGCGAGAGUCCUGAAAGUCUGUCGCUUCACGAGGGCGAGCUUCAGCUGUGAGCUUCCAUGGCGAGCUUGAUCUCCAUAACCUUCUCCUUCCCUCUCGUGCCGUGGAAAACGCCUUCCAAAGAAAUGUGCCCAGGAGCUCCAAGUAGGGCUGGACUUGCCGUUGGUCGAGCUGGUGACACGAAAGCACCCGGGCUUCCUGCACUUCGCGACUUAACCAGGGCAAGAUUUUUCACAAAUAUUGGGUGCCAUCAAGAUCACAUUGAAGCAUAUACGAGGAGUCGGAGCUUCUGCAGUUGCAUGAAUAUGGAGUCGUGUUGUAGUUGUUUUGUAUUGUCCGGUUACUGGGUGGGACCGGAUCUUGAUGACGGCUGGGGACUUGUUGAAGCUUUCGUUAAUCGAUUAUAAUGAGUUAUUUCCCUGACGGAAUCGUUCGAUUAAUUCAUGGUUGAUAUGCUUCUUGUUUCU